Arvicola amphibius (Eurasian water vole) is the source of this 1897-nucleotide messenger RNA. RefSeq names its product tryptophanyl-tRNA synthetase 1 (gene Wars1). Gene Ontology annotation, molecular function: ATP binding; tryptophan-tRNA ligase activity. The transcript is spliced from 13 exons. The record is from RefSeq and is a predicted model, not a curated record. The coding region runs from base 191 to 1636 and encodes 481 amino acids. Gene Ontology annotation, biological process: tryptophanyl-tRNA aminoacylation. Gene Ontology annotation, cellular component: cytoplasm. Lineage: Eukaryota; Metazoa; Chordata; Mammalia; Rodentia; Cricetidae.
GGAAGCUGUUCCAGCCGGAUGGGGUUUCCACGGACGCCCUGGAUGUACCGGUGGCUGAACCAUCGGUGCUGCCUGGUGGGUCCCAACAGGGGCCGCACACCACUUCAGAACAGGACUGCCUCAGAAGAGUCUUGUCUGAACUGCUGAACACAUUUGCUCACUAGCCAGCUGCAGGCCUAGGUCCUAGAAGAUGGCAGACAUGCCCAGUGGCGAGUCCUGUACCUCUCCACUGGAGCUGUUCAACAGCAUAGCAGCUCAAGGGGAGCUCGUGAGGUCCCUCAAAGCUGGAAAUGCACCAAAAGAUGAGAUAGAUUCUGCAGUAAAGAUGCUGCUAUCGUUAAAAAUGAGCUAUAAAACCGCCAUGGGUGAGGAUUACAAGGCUGACUGCCCCCCAGGGAACUCAACAGCUGGGAGUAAGAGUGAUUCAGAUGCCUCAAAAGCCAGUGAGGAUUUCGUGGACCCAUGGACAGUGCGGACAAGCAGUGCAAAAGGCAUCGACUAUGACAAGCUCAUUGUUCAGUUUGGAAGCAGCAAAAUUGACAAAGAGCUGAUAAACCGAAUAGAGAAGGCAACUGGCCAGAGACCACACCGCUUCCUGCGCAGAGGCAUCUUCUUCUCCCACAGAGAUAUGAAUCAAGUUCUUGAUGCCUAUGAAAAUAAGAAGCCAUUUUAUCUAUACACAGGCAGGGGCCCCUCCUCUGAAGCAAUGCAUCUGGGUCAUCUCGUCCCAUUUAUUUUCACAAAGUGGCUGCAAGAUGUGUUCAAUGUGCCUUUGGUCAUCCAGAUGUCUGAUGAUGAGAAGUACCUGUGGAAGGACCUGACUCUGGAGCAGGCAUACAGCUACACUGUGGAAAAUGCGAAGGACAUCAUUGCCUGUGGCUUUGACAUCAACAAAACUUUCAUCUUCUCUGACCUUGAGUUUAUGGGGCAGAGCCCAGGCUUCUACAAGAACGUGGUGAAGAUUCAGAAACAUGUCACUUUCAAUCAAGUGAAGGGCAUUUUUGGCUUCACAGACAGUGACUGCAUUGGGAAGAUCAGUUUUCCUGCUGUCCAGGCUGCACCAUCAUUCAGCAACUCUUUCCCGAAGAUCUUCCGAGACAGGACGGACAUCCAGUGUCUCAUCCCAUGUGCCAUCGACCAGGAUCCGUACUUCAGAAUGACAAGGGACGUGGCCCCCAGGAUCGGCCACCCUAAACCUGCCCUGCUGCAUUCCACCUUCUUCCCUGCCUUGCAGGGUGCUCAGACCAAGAUGAGCGCCAGUGACCCCAACUCUUCCAUCUUCCUCACUGAUACAGCCAAGCAGAUCAAGAGCAAGGUCAACAAGCACGCAUUUUCUGGUGGAAGAGACACCGUGGAGGAGCAUAGGCAGUUUGGGGGCAACUGUGAAGUGGAUGUGUCCUUCAUGUACCUGACCUUCUUCCUUGAAGAUGACGACAGGCUGGAGCAGAUCAGAAAGGAUUACACCAGCGGAGCCAUGCUCACUGGGGAGCUCAAGAAGACACUUAUAGACGUCCUUCAGCCUCUGGUGGCCGAGCACCAGGCCCGACGCAAGGCUGUCACCGAGGAAAUUGUGAAGGAGUUCAUGACUCCCCGGCAGCUGUCCUUCCACUUUCAAUGCUUUUGUUUUGACACUUGACUGAAGUGGAGGGCGGCACAGAACAGUGCUGGCUGUGCCCUGGGCCGGUGGACCAUAGCUAGACAGGAAAGAACAACAGCCGUCCAGGCCCUGUCAUUCUCCUUCGUGCUGGCCCUGUUUGAGCCACCACUCAGAGUCUUGGCAAAGCCGAAGCCGUAUCUCAGGGAAAGCCCCUGGUUGGACGUUUCUGUCCUCGCUGAAGGCACAAAGGCUGCUCUCGAAUGUUCUGUCCUUGCAAAAAUAAACUUUGUUGUGCUCCUG